GUCACAUCCUCCAACUAAUUGCUCCCCAACCACCUCCGAGAUACAAUUGAACGUGAAUUGUGCUUACAUAUCCUUCACUGCAUAUAUUGUAUUAACCACGCGAACCACAAUUUCUCCACAUUAAACAUCCGUCGCAUCCUCCGCUGGAGGUGAAACAAUGGCCGCCGACGAUUCCAUGUCCGCUUCUCAGUCGCAACUCUCGUCCUCCACAUCGACCCUUUCGCCUUCCAAAAUUUGCUCGAAAACCUACAAGAAAGCCUCCCAACUCUUUUUAACUCGUCGGCUGCAAGAAACUCUAGCAACUCUCGAACCCAUCAUCACAGCCAGCCAGCCAAAUGACGAACAAUAUGCCAACGGCGAGUCACUACCGCCAAUUGCUAUGGCUCAGGCUACGUGGAGGAUAAAAGCGUGGAACCUAUACAUCACACUGCUCAGCGCAAUAGUCGAUCUGGGGCCCGAGGAAGGAAAAGCAACGUUCGGUCAGAAAGAGUGGAAGGCUAUCUCCACCAAAGUGCGCGAAGGCGAGAUCUGGGAGACAGUUGUUCAGACGGGUUACAAAGGCCGGGAGGGCUCAGUGGAUGCCGAGGUCGUAUAUAAUCUAGCAACUUUGUUAUUGAAUCAUUCUCCUUCCCAGAAACUCAACCAGCAGCGACUCGAGACCUACCUUUCAUCAUAUGGUCAACCAAAUCUGGAUAUAGCUGAGCAUCUACAGAACUUCCCAAGUCGACAAUCCAAGGCCAGAGUCAACGGCGGGACCGACACACCUAAAGAUUUGGCCGCUCGGGUAAGGAUCAUCGAACUUUUCACCCUUCAUGUUCUUCCUAGGAACGAAGAGUGGGACUAUGCGAGCGAGUUCAUCAACCUGAGUGAGGUCCUCGAUGAAGAACGGAAAGAAAUGUUCUUACAAACCCUCGAUGGACUCAAGGAAGAGAAAGAGCAAGGCGAACUGCGCGCUGCGGCACUCCAACGGGAGAAGGAUGCCGAGCUAGAGAGACAGAUGCGUGAAGCAGAACGUCAAAAGAAAGAGGAAGAGGCCGCUGCGGCUGAGAGCUCGAAGAAGGGACAUGCCCGUGACAACAGUGAGGUGGAUUAUGGUAUUGAGAAAGCUAACCUGAACCGGAACGGAAGUAUCAAAGGCAGAAAGGGCGAGAAACAGUCCGGUAGCAAGGUCAGCACAUCGUCCAACCGAACUGCCUUCUCGCCGACCCGUUCAAAAAAUAUUAAGAGACCAGAAAAGCCUGUAUCUCGACCCGGGCAAACGCGCGCGCUAGCAAACGUACUGCGCAACAUUUUGCGGUAUAUCACUAAGACUAUCGCCGGCAACCCACUAUCGUUCGCUCGGACAUUGUUAUUCCUGCUAGGGCUUUUGGUGGCACUAAGCAGACAAGGCGUUCGGGAACGCCUUCAGAGAAUAACGGGAGCUGGAUGGCAGAAAGUCAGAGGAACCCUCGGAAUGGGCGUGAAAGUGAGUUAUAUUUAGAUGUAUAUUCUUUGUCUCUUCGACACUCCAUGGCCGAUACAUCCCUGUUAAAUUGAGAGUUGAAAACCACGUUCGUGCGUCGGGUGAUUCCUCGAACUGGGCUUGCAGGCCGAUAUGUUGUUAUGUAGGAUUGUUUCUUCUCC
Aspergillus alliaceus is the source of this 1623-nucleotide messenger RNA. RefSeq names its product protein pex26 (gene pex26). The transcript has 2 exons. The coding region runs from base 158 to 1480 and encodes 440 amino acids. The record is from RefSeq and is a predicted model, not a curated record. Lineage: Eukaryota; Fungi; Ascomycota; Eurotiomycetes; Eurotiales; Aspergillaceae.